GCCACUCGCUUGGCUGCAGCCGCAGCUCGGCGCCCGAGGGUCCAGAUCCCCCAGCUCAGUGUCCCGGCGAAUCACCUGCCUACCCCGGCGAUGGAUUUCAUGAAGGUCUUCGAUCAGACCGUUCGGGAGAUCAAGCGGGAGGUCAAUCUGAAGGUGCUCAAGGUCCCCGAGCUCGAACAGAAGGUACUUGAUGCAACAAGUGAUGAACCCUGGGGUCCACAUGGAAGUGCUCUUUCAGAGCUAGCGCAAGCCACCAAGAAAUACUCUGAUUGUCAGAUGGUAAUGGGUGUCCUUUGGACUAGGCUUGCUGAGCGAGACUCAAACUGGCGCCAUGUAUAUAAGGCUCUAACAAUUAUCGAGUACUUGAUAGCGAAUGGUUCUGAGCGGGCGGUUGAUAACAUUCUUGAUCAUUAUUCAAAGAUCUCGGUUCUUUCGAGUUUUGAGUUUGUGGAACCUAAUGGAAAAGAUGCUGGAAUAAAUGUGAGGAAGAAAGUCGAAACACUAGUGGGGAUCAUAAAUGACAAGGAUAGAAUAAAGGCUGUGAGAGAUAAAGCAGCCAGCAACCGUGACAAGUAUGUUGGGUUAUCCUCAACAGGAUCAUCAUAUAGAUCAAGCUCAGGCUCUGUAGGGAGCAACUACAGUUCAGGUGAACGUUACGGGAGUUUUAGUGGCACAAGGGAGGCCGAUUCGUUCAGCAACAGUUACAGGGACAAAGAAUCAGCCAAAACCUCUACAGGUAAUACUGGCAGUAAGAAAUCUGGGAGCAAGAUAAGAAAGGAUGCGAAGCAUGAUAGAAGCUCCUCGAAGCCACCAUCUAGCACAAAAAGCAACGAAGACAACUUCGAUGACUUUGAUCCCCGUGGAUCUUCUUCAAAUGAUGCAGCUAACACUGCAAAGACUAGUGAGGCCGAUCUUUUUGGCCCAAACUUGAUGGAUGAUUUCAUUGACGAGCCUGCAGCCACUCCAGCAACAAAAGGUGUUGUAGAACCUCAGGUUGAUCUAUUUGGUGAUGCAGAUUUCCAGUCGGCAACCCCAAGUGCAGAAACAGCUGCGCAUCAGGAUGUCCAGGACAAUGUUGACCUUUUUGCGGGAAAUGCAACCUUUGCUCCAGCGUUUACACCACAGACGGGGUUUAUUCCACCACCAAGUUCUGGGACAUCUUCUGUUGCUAAUAGUUCUGUGUCCAAGAAGACAGUACCUGAACCAUUUGAUCCUUUCGGCGAUAUUCCUUUAAGCAGCUUUGGUGGAUCUGACCCAUUUGGUGACUUCAGCUCCAAUGUUGGAUCAUCUAGUGCACCACCACCUGUACACAGUUCUGCUGGAAAUAUCAGUGCGUCGAGUCAGAACCUUGAUGCAGCAUCAGACUUUGGUGCCUUUGAAUCCAACACUAAGGCCGCAGCUAAAGACCCCUUUGAUUUUUCUUCCAGUGGUAAUUUUGGCGUAGCAACACCUUUGGCAGCUCCAAAAACUGAUGCAUCUGAUUUUGGUGCCUUCGUGGCAAACACUGAGGAAGCAGCCAAGGACCCAUUCGAUUUUUCUUCUAGUAUCAACAAUGGGAGGGCAGGUCAAACACCUCUGGCAGCUCCCAAGUCUAAUACCAAGAAAGAAAAUGUUCAGGUCAAAUCUAGCAUAUGGGCCGACUCUUUGAGCCGUGGAUUGAUUGAUCUGAACAUAACCGGACCGAAGAAGGUGAACUUAGCUGAUGUUGGGAUCGUGGGUGGCCUCGGUGAUGGGUUCGACGACAAGGCUCAGCCCUCGUGGAACAUGGGCGCGGGGGGAUCCGGUCUAGGAAUGUCUGGAAAUCCUUCGACUACGCAGCGCGCUGGUGGCAUCGAGAGCUUGGCGAACUACAACAAGUACCAGUUUGGCUACAAAUGAGCUCUCGAGCGAAAACAUUUGCAGUGUUCUGGUAUUCCUCAUUUCGCCGGGCGAUGUAUGCCGAUUGGUUUAUUUUUUCUAUUUUGUUAUAUAUCUCACUUUUGGUGAUUUCACUAUGUGUUACUUUAAUUUCCUGAGUCAAGUAUUGUGAUCUUGGUC
Messenger RNA from Lolium rigidum, 2037 nucleotides. RefSeq names its product clathrin interactor EPSIN 1-like. Gene Ontology annotation, biological process: endocytosis. NCBI's taxonomy places the organism in Eukaryota, Viridiplantae, Streptophyta, Magnoliopsida, Poales, Poaceae. The record is from RefSeq and is a predicted model, not a curated record. The transcript has 11 exons. Gene Ontology annotation, cellular component: plasma membrane; endosome; clathrin vesicle coat. The coding region runs from base 91 to 1878 and encodes 595 amino acids. Gene Ontology annotation, molecular function: clathrin binding; phospholipid binding.